Talpa occidentalis (Iberian mole) is the source of this 968-nucleotide messenger RNA. RefSeq lists its product as uncharacterized. Gene Ontology annotation, cellular component: neuromuscular junction; terminal bouton; presynaptic membrane. The record is from RefSeq and is a predicted model, not a curated record. NCBI's taxonomy places the organism in Eukaryota, Metazoa, Chordata, Mammalia, Eulipotyphla, Talpidae. Gene Ontology annotation, molecular function: calmodulin binding; diacylglycerol binding; syntaxin-1 binding. The transcript has a single exon. The coding region runs from base 1 to 720 and encodes 239 amino acids. Gene Ontology annotation, biological process: neuromuscular junction development; synaptic transmission, glutamatergic; presynaptic dense core vesicle exocytosis.
AUGUACAAUUGGCCAAAGCUCCAUUUUCCACCUUCUGCUACUGAAAGUGGGAAACCACUUAAUUCUUUCUUCCCCCCAUCUUCUUCCUCUGGCAACAGAGCAGCAGAAGCUGGUUUAAUGUCCAGCUUUAAGAAGUCAACUCUGUUUGAGGGAGUUAGAGAGGGGAGAGGGAGUAUAAUGACAAGUGAUCCAAAACUGAGGUAUGAAAAGAAACUGGGUCUUUCAUUCCUAAGGCUAAAAGAGAACCAAGGGCACCCUGAACAAAUACAUGCUGAAUCCUCCUCUCCAGUUUUGGUUAUCAUCAGUGAUCAGGACCUUGACUUUAGUAAGACUGACAAAGCUUUGGAGUCUUCUCAUAUGUCUGGAGCCAGUGUGCAGCCAGCUGAGGUUUGUACUCAGCUUUCUGGAGCCUCUGAGCACCUAGAGGCCAGGCCAAGUGUAUGUCUUCGUGGGUUCUCAGGGCCAGGAGAAGUCGAAAACCAGCCAGAAACCCCAGCAUCUGAGGAACACUGGGGUACCAAAAGCAAUCUUUCUGACUGCACUCGUCCUUCUGGGAGUCAUGAGGAAGAACCUUGCACUGCCUUCAAGUUACUUAAGCAGCCAGAACAAGAAGAGGCGGUGGUACCUGCUAGCACAGACUGUAUUUCAAACGUACACCAGCCAGUUAAUCUGCAUGACAUCAAGGAACCAGAGACCAUCAAAAGGCCUGUUCUCAACUAAAGCAUCAUAAAUGAUUUUAAGGAAUUGGCCAUUUAUGAUGCAGAUGACUUAGUGGUAGAUCAAUCUUAACCAGCUUUUUAUCCUUCCUGUGCUGUUCUAGCACCUGAGCCUCAUGCUAUAUAAGAGUUAAUUAAGAAAUAAUGUGUGGGUUUUAUUGUUCCCUCUCUUCUCUAUAGAGUCAAAUGCAAUUCAUUUAAGGAGCUUCCUGUGUAAAGCAAAGGCAGGAGGUGCUAAGAUUUACUCACUCU